Haliotis rubra (blacklip abalone) is the source of this 8862-nucleotide messenger RNA. RefSeq lists its product as uncharacterized. The coding region runs from base 154 to 3870 and encodes 1238 amino acids. Lineage: Eukaryota; Metazoa; Mollusca; Gastropoda; Lepetellida; Haliotidae. Gene Ontology annotation, cellular component: cytoplasm; dendritic spine; plasma membrane. The transcript has 20 exons. Gene Ontology annotation, molecular function: protein binding. The record is from RefSeq and is a predicted model, not a curated record. Gene Ontology annotation, biological process: chemical synaptic transmission.
UGAAAAUAUGCCAGCUCUGCUGCUUCGUUAUUAUCAUGUCUGACAUUUAUGAUGGUGAUGCGAAUCGUGCAUCCGUAAUCAGAUGCAGAUGAUUGACCAAACAAGAGUGACUGCCUCAAAGUUGUCUGCCCAUUUCCUACAACUGCAGUUGUCAUGACAACCCAUGAAGGAUAUGUGGAAGUGAAAGACAUCAUACACUGCGAUAUGGAUGGAGGUGACUCUGUAGACGGUGCCCGAGGUGGUGGGUCCCCCAAACAUCAACUCAUGGUCAGUCUUUCCGAAUUCUCCGAGUCAAUGAUCGAUGAUGGAGCUGAUAACAUCAGUAUGGAGGUACAGAUGGGAGAAGAGGGUUCCCGACAUCCCAGUGAGAUCAGUUCCAUAUCAUACCAGAAUCUCCUUGAGGAUGGCGAAGCAGCAAGCACGUCCUUAUCCCGCCGGGAUAGUGAGGACAGCAAUGACUCCUAUCAGCCGGACGACCCUGAAGGCAUUGCUGACUUUCCUCCUGAAGACAUAGAACGGUUUGAGUCUUCUGAUCUUCCUCUCUCAGAGCAUUAUGCUGUUGCCAGGAAGUCGGAAUCAACGAACCAGAGUUCUAAUAAGGCUGCCAAACAGUCUGAUUUCCAACCCGAGGAGAAUGGAGAAGAGAAUUUGAGCGUGUCUUCAGACAAACAUUAUGACAAUGUUCCCAUUAUGAUCACUGGUGAAGAAAAUGAUGCGGAUGUGUCUGAAAAUGGAUCCUAUGAUAGCAAGACUAAUGUGAUACUUCGAAGGAAGGCUUCAUCGUCUGAAAAUGUUAGAGAGAUCAAUGAUGUAAUGGAUGCAGUGAAAAAGAGAAACAGUCUUGAAAUCCGGAAUAAUAUUCCCACAAUUGGGCAGAUAAAGACUUAUGAUAAGGAUAUUGACGACAUAACAUAUAACGCUCAGGGGGCCAAGCCAAAAAUCCGAAAACAGUCCCCUGGCCUUGCUCGAAGAGUUUGUGAUCAUCCCAUGGGUUCUGGGAGUGAUAGAGAAGGUUCAAGCUCAGAGCGGGAGAUGGAGAGGAUAGAAAAUCAUUUAGAGCCAAAUUUACCUCGUGCAUUAGGAUUGGAACUGUCAGGGGAGCCAACAGUUGGGGUUAUAGAAAAUGGCAAGGAUGGCAUUCAAAUUAUAGCGCCUAGGAAAAAUCUGAACAUUGAGAAUGAGUAUGACUAUGUUAAGUAUGCUCGUGUACAGAAGGGUAAUUCAUAUGUAGGCAUGAGGCUAGCAUAUUCAAGUUCCAAUGAUUCUUUGAAUUUGAAACGAAACAGUAUGAACAGUCAGGACAGUGGGUCCUUGGACAGUUCCAGAGAAACCUCACCAGAGAAGAUUCUUCAACAAAAGAUCUUGCAGGAUUUAGGAGUACCUGCACCAACUGAGCGAGUGAAUGAGGACUCUCUCACUGAGAUUCCACUGAAUGGGACUGAUGGUAAUAUGGUUGAUGACCGCAAGAGCUUUACAUUGUCGCCUGAGAACACAGAGUGUGAUAGUGUGGAGGUAGAAAGUGUGAUGUCGGAUGGUGACCGGUCAACGCUAGGCAUGCCCAUGGUGGAUGAUGGCCUAUCCAGUAGCCAGGCCAGUGAUGUGGAGGACAUGUGCAACCAUGACCCCUCCAUCCCCUCCGAGAUACUCAAACAGAGGCAAAAGCAGGACAUUGAGCAGGAGCUCAAGAACAGUGACGACAAGGAACAUUCUGAGAGUCGAAAUAAGGAGAUGGAUGCUCAGGCUAUUAUGAAUGACCUGAAGGCCAAGCGCGAGGCCCUGGACAUGGCUAUUGCAGAUAUCAAGUCGGCCAUCCAGCGCAGCAAGGGUGUGGCUCUACAGUCGUCAUAUCAACAGGAGGACAGCACCAACGAACCAGUCUGGGUGAAAAGAGACCCAAACAUACAGAAAAUGCAACAGAGACAGGAAGAGAUGCGCAGAGUACGAGAAGAGAUUGAACGUCAACAAGAGGAAGAGUAUGCCAAACAGGAACAGGAAAAAGUAGAUGGUGCUGAGUGCAGUGGGUCAGAGGACACAGGUAAUGCCAGUAAUGGUGCAGAGGCCGAGGGUGAAGGUCAGGGGUCCCCUGAUGAGGAAAAACCGCGACCUGCAAUUCCAACUUUUGCUGAUGUGCGAGCUUUCUUUACUGUUUAUGAAAUGGACGAUGAGAAAGAUGGAUUACUUGACAACCAGUAUACAAACAACAAUGGGAAGGCCUAUCAGGCACCCAAAGGUUAUGAGUCUGAUGAUGAAUAUGAAGAAAUAGAGGGCAUUCGCUACACUCGCCGAAACAAAGGCAAAAAAUAUGCUCUGCUCCAAAAAGACGAUUCUUUAGAGCAUGGCAGCCCCAUGACCCUCAACAUUCGGACCAAUGGCGGGCACCAUACUAAUCAUGGCUCAGAUAUGAGCUGCAACUCCAGUUCUUUCCACCAAUCUGAAAAAAGGCAUAAUUCGGAAACUCAGUAUUCAUCUCCGGACGAGGUGGGGAGUGAUACCGAGCCCGCAUCCAAAAACGCCUACGUGAGAGAUCCCCAUGGAGACUCGGACACUGAUGAGGAGACGGACCGCUUGCUGCAGAAGCAGUAUCAGAGACGGGACCAGUAUGUGGAGAUUCCAGAACUCAGUGAACCACCUGUUAAUAGAAGUGCUCAGGCUGAGAAGCGCCGUUCGCGCGCCAAAGAAGGUGAGCAGGAGUCAUUACAUGUUCGUGAUCCGGAUAAUCCUGAAGUCUUAAUCGAGGGAGUUUUGUUCCGAGCUCGAUACCUGGGCUCCACGCAGCUCGUUUCAGAAGGCCAGCCAUCAAAAGCCAUGAGGAUGAUGCAGGCCCAGGAGGCUGUAGGGAGAAUCAAGGCCUCGACCUUGGGCAGUUUGCAUUUUGGUGAAAAAUAUCAGGCCCCUGAAGGGGAAAACCAGCCCAGCACCGACGUGGAUCUGUUUGUGUCUACUGAGAAGAUCAUGGUACUGAACACCGAUCUGCAGGAAAUUAUGAUGGACCACUCGUUAAGAACAAUAUCCUAUAUUGCGGAUAUCGGUGAUAUUCUGGUGAUAAUGGCACGACGUCGCCUCAUCACAAGCCCUGAUUCCGAAUCUCUACGUAGAAGACGACAGGCAAAGAUUCUGUGUCAUGUCUUCGAGUCGGACGAGGCCCAGCUGAUAGCCCAGUCCAUCGGGCAGGCCUUCCAGGUGGCCUACAUGGAGUUCCUGAAGGCCAAUGGCAUCGAGGACCCGGGCAUCCUGAAGGAGAUGGACUACCAGGAUGUCCUCAACCAACAGGAGAUCUAUGGGGAGGAACUCAACCUGUUCGCCAACAAGGAUUAUCACAAAGAGGUGAUAGUACCAAAGACAAAAGGUGAACCCCUGGGUGUUGUCAUCGUGGAGUCUGGUUGGGGAUCCAUGGUGCCGACAGUGGUCCUGGCCAACAUGAUGCCUACUGGUCCAGCAGCACGCUGUGGUCAGCUCAACAUUGGUGACCAGAUCAUCUCCAUCAAUGGCAUCAGUCUGGUCGGCCUGCCCCUGUCAGCAUGUCAAAAUCAGAUCAAGACGUCCAAGCCCCAGACAGUGGUCAAGCUGACCGUAGUGCCAUGUCCUCCAGUAGUGGAGGUCCUCAUCAAGCGGCCAGACGUCAAGUACCAGCUUGGCUUCAGUGUACAGAACGGAGUGAUCUGCAGUUUAUUACGUGGAGGUAUAGCUGAGAGGGGUGGUGUGAGGGUCGGACAUCGAAUCAUCGAGAUCAACAAUCAGAGUGUGGUAGCAGUACCCCAUGAGAAGAUAGUAGCACUACUAGCCAACUCUGUAGGAGAGAUCCACAUGAAGACCAUGCCUACGUCCAUCUAUCGUCUGCUGACUGGUCAAGACACGCCUCACUACUUAUAGACACAACAGUAUUGUAUGCCAAGACUUGCUUCACACGACUGUAGCCUUGUUGAAUGGAGGAGGCAACACCAUUCUAGUCAGUGUGGUCAACAGUGGUCAUUCUCCCACCAAGAACAUAGACAGCCUGAAGGUGCUGACCGCUGCUGACCAUUGUCAUUUGACUGUGAGUGGCCCACUGAUGCGUACCAUCUGGGCCAACAUACCUACAUCAAGCUCUGCUUUGAAUAAUUUGUGAAAUUGGAGAUGGGCAUCUUGUAUGAUGAGGUUCUGUGAACUUCAUCGGGCAGCAUCAGUUCCAUCUUCCCCUAUACAUCAUCUGCAGUGUGGAGAGGACUGUUAAGCAUGAUUGCCUGGUGGGUCUUCACAAUAUGCAACUGUAUAGUGUCAUGGGAAUAGCGCUGUGCUGGAAGAUACUUGGAAGGAUCUUUGAGGGUAAACAGGUUCUGUGCAUGUUCAUGAAUUUGUGACUUAUGGUGCUUUGAUUAGUAAAGGCCAAGGGAACACUACAACUAGAUCUGUGAGAAGUGAUUUGUAUGGUAGUCUGAGCAGACUGAGGUCUAACCUUGAGAGAUGGUGAGGAAGGCCAACAUUGAUGCUUUGUACUUGAGAAUAUUGCAGGGCACAGCUGUACAAUAUGGACUGUCAAGCUAUUAAGGGCAUCAUUUUCCUACUUGUUCAUUUAUACAAACCUACAACAUAUAUCCGAAAAUGUUGAAAAGUGUCAUGUUGGACAGUGUACCUCCAUGUUUGUGUUCAGUGUCAAGAAGCAGCCUGUUGGAGGCUGCAGAACAUUCCACGUGACAUUGCUGCAAGUUCUUCUUCUGCCAGUGAUAAAGGACGUGAUGAACAGUGUGUCCGUCUCCAUGGAUGUCACACAGGAGUGAUCAUCACACCAAACAUCACCCCUCAGUGUUGAAAAUAUAGCAUUUGUCAGGAGCAUAUAUAGAAUUAUUGAACUUGUGUUCAUAGAAUCUUCCCAUCUGCAGAUGCAGAUACUGUAGACUAAAUCUUGUUUGUGGAGUAUCCACUGGUCAGCAGAAACUGGCCAUCUGAUUAUGCAACUGCACACUGCGAAGAAGACUACUGGAGUCUUUCUAAGGUUGUUGAUUCUGCCCUGUAUGGUCAGUGAAGAACUCCACUGAUUGUUCUGUUGGAGUUGGUACCCAAACCUCUUGUGACUUCCCCAUCCAGGAAAACACUGUUGCUCCUCACAUUUCUGGUCAUAACCUACCUUUCACUGGUAACUGUUACAUGUGAUAUUGUUCAGUAUUCUGUGCUAGUGCUUUGUAGAAAGCUGUUGCUUUAAGGUAAGAAGUUAAUUGUGAAGUGUCAAGAAAUAUCUAAAUAGGAAAACAGGUACCCAAGAAACAUAUCGUAACUCAGUUCUCGGUCAAAUGGUAGGUACUUAUAGGUAAGGUAAUUAGAAGUGUUGAAUUUGAGCAUAUGUAACUUUCUGUUAGACGGAUUAAAGCAGACAAUUGUCUCCUACCUUGAUGCUAGAGUUACCUUCCCUGUGAAGGUUACAAAGAGUCUUGGAGGUCAUGCUAUAUGAAGCAGAUUUUGUCACCUGAUGCUAGAGUUACCUCCCUGUCAAGGUUACAAAAUGUCCUGGAGGUCAUACUGUAAGAAGCAGAUUGUUGGCACCUAAUGCUGGAGUUACCUUGCCUGGUAAGAGAACACCUAGAUCUUCCACAGUUAUGUCACAUGCUAAAACUCCAGGUGUACUGUCUACUGUAGUUCUUCAUCCUGUUUAUAAGCAGCUCUUCAGCUGUGGAACAAUUUUGUACCAGUGUGUAGUGUAGUCUUGGGAGAAUCAUUUCAGUUUAGAGAGAUUGUCAAAUAUCAUUCUGUCAUGAGUAACCUCAAGGUAUCUUUGUGAAGCUUUUAUCAGAAUACUUAAACAUUAUACCUAAUUCCAAAUUUGGUUAGUUUCUAAGUAAAAACAUGUUCUCCGUAUAACGUUCUUCAUAGAUAGUGGCAUAUUGUUUCAGUUCAAGUGACGAUUGACAUAAUUAAGUUUAAUAUUUUUUUCAUUUAAGGGGAAGUGUUUAUGGUUUUCUCUUUUAAGAAGUGUUGGAAGUGGGGUUUAUGUUUCAAAACUAAAGGUUAUGGGUUUCAUUGAUCAUUUCAUUGAAUCAAAUUUUAUAAAUUUAAUGUCUUAAAAACUCAAUUUUUGUUUAUUGUGGUGUAUUUAUUCUCUGUCAAUCAAACAUUCCAAAAACUCAAAUGCCCCACCCACUUUCAUCACUUGACCAUGUUGCUCCAAUUGUCUGGAUAAACUGAGCUUUAUGUUAAUAUUGACCUCUCACCCUGUGCUCUGUCUGCAUCAGAUGCUUCUUGAUGUUUUCCUAUGAACAUCCAGAUUUAUAAGGUUUUUGAUUGGUGAGAAUGUUGCUCUUUCACCAUUGUAGUUAUAAUAUGUGUUGUUCAUGAAUUGUGAAGAGUUCAAUUGUGUACCCGGUAGUACUCACUUAAAGAUUGAACAUCUGAAUGAUAGUAUGCUCUGAUUUGAUAUUGCAUUGUAUCAGGCAGUUUACACUGUAUAUUAACCACAUUUAAUUAUGUACAGUGGGCUCUGUGUGCAGUUUGCAGUUUUUGACAAUGUUGAGUUUGAUAGCUAGCUACUGUAAAUAAUUUGUGUUGCUAGUACCUGAAGACAAGACCCAACUUAGGACUGAACCCAGAUGUGAACCUAGACCUGAACAAGGACUGAACCUUGGCUUCAGUUUUGUUAUAAAACAUGUAUGGAUUAUGAUAUAUGUGCAAUAAUAUUGUGUUGAUGUGCUUUCAUUCUCACCUCCUGACCCUGGCUCAUGUGAUCUUACUGUACAAUAUUGCCAGCACUGAACCAGUAGAUACUUAAACCCUGUCAAAAUAGACCUGGUAAACUUACAGUUCCUCCAAAUGGUUGCACACAAGCAUCUUCAUACAGACACAGUGGCAAUGAAAGACAGGAGAACCUCCUCACUUGAAAGUUGUCCUAUUUUCAACUAGGGAAAUCUAGUAUAGGAAUCCUUAUAGGAAUAAGGGUCAUCCUUUUUGAAAAAUGAGUUAGAAAGAUGGGACAGUGGUGUAAAUUAGGCAAACACUUGCCACAAGAUUUCCUUGUAGUUCAUCUCAGAAUAUUGAUAAUAUGUCUGCAUGUUGAUCUAAAAAGGUUAAGUUGACAAGUCACGUUUGAUUUAUUGAACAGUGAAGGUUCUUGAAGAUUUUUUGGCUCACAAGUUGAUUGGUGUUUCCCAAAUCUUCACCAUCUUCCAAAGGUUUAAAGAUAUUCUAGCCUGGUUCAUUUCUUUCAGAUUUUAAAGACCCAUAUAUUCCUUGUGUACCAUAUAUCAAAGAUUAAACUUUCUAUGAGAUGGAAACAUAUUUUUGUCCACAGACAGAUGGGCUUUCCUCAACAAUCCUUACUUUAGUUGCCACUGUGUAGAAGAGACAUAAUAUUCUGUGAAUCAUGAAUAAUAGUUGUAUUGUCUGUAAUAAUACAGUAUCGGAGCAAUGUAUGAUAUGUCAUUGGGUGUAACUUAAUUUGAUCCGUGUUAUAACAUGUGUAUUUACAAUCUGUAUCUUCACUAGUAUAUAAACAUAUUGAAUCAUUUGAACUCUUGAUCAAGCUUUUCACAGCUUGCCUCCAUGUGUACAAACAGAUUAGUGGAUCAGCUGGGUAUAUUACCCUUGUUUUGAAUACAUUAUCAGAGGAAUAAAUAUCCAUUUUAUUCAGAUGGAUAAUUACAUGAUAUGAUAAUGAGGACAUAUUGAAAUUGGAAUUUAAGAUAAAAAAUAGAGUAUUUGCAAUGAAGGUUUGAAGCAGUCGAGUUGGCAAAAUGAAAUCUGUAAAGGGAUUGUAUUUCCACCCAUUGUGAUAAUGUUCUGUGUGUGCGUGCAUAAUAUUGUCAUGAAGUCAGACCACAGCUUGUUGCUUACAUGACUAGAAGAAUGCAUUUGUCCUUGAAACUGUAAGUAUAUCUUCAAGGUAUAUUCCUCUUUUACUGAUGCAAAUGUAUAGCAAGCAUUGUUUGAGGAUAUUUAAUUCACUGGAACAAUUUCAAUUGUCCCUUCUUCUUGGCUAUUGAAACAACACAAAAAACACUAUGUUAUCUCAGUGCGUUCUGUUGACUAACACUUUUUUAAGUGCAUUUCAUUUCUGUGUGCAAUUGAUACAGCAAAUUAUAACAUAUUAUUUAUUAGAAAGUGAUAAAUGUUGAAAGAAUUGUACUGAUAUUGGAAUAUGCUGUUGAAAAUGAUAUUCAUGUUGUGUCUAUGUUGUGGUCCAAGGGAGAUAACUCCCAACCUCAAUGUUCUAUAGAUGUUGAAGUCUUCAUGUCCGAAAUAAUGUGCUGCUUUCAUGGAAGCAGGCAUAAAAGACUACACAAAUUGUUGAUAGUUUUCAAGUUGAAUUUGGUUAUUUAUUCUUGUGUCUUAAGAUAUAUGGGAGUGUCUGAAGACUGAGUUAUUGAAAACAUCUCUGAAACAAACAUGUUUGUUUCCUGUUAGUGGUUUCUUGUUUUGAAAACAGGUGUUGUCCAGUUUCAUAGAAUAUUCCUCACAAACUGAACUGAUUCAGGUGUUAAUUUGAAUGGAUUUACCAUUUACAACAGGAGCUAAUAGUCACAUAAGUCUCAACACCCAUUUUUCUCUUUCGACAAUGUGAUUUUUUGUCCCGCAUCUUACACAACCUCAUCUUUGCUUUCAUAGUAUAAAAUGUGAAGUCUUGGCAGAUUUGUUCUGAAAGAUUUGACAUGUACAUGCUCCAUGUGAACCAACUGUGCAUCUGUCUCCCCCCUGUAAUGAUGGGUGUUCUCCACCCACACCUAAACAGUGACUUUGUGAAACCACCCUCCCAGUGUCCCUCCUUCUCCAACUGUUGUGCUUGCUCUCUACGUUCUGUGAUUCUGUAUGCCUGUAUGAUAUGAAAGACUGUAAGCCAUUAUAUAUGUAUUAUCUGUGCUACUCUCGGAUAUGAAAGAAUUGAAUAAAACAUAUUUAAUGUAA